CUCGUUGUCGUUGUCGAUGUCGAUGUUGUUAUCGUAGUCGUAGCCGUAGUCGUUGCCGUUGUCGUUGUCGAACUCGGUUUUUGGAGCUGGAGUCGCGUGCUCAAAUACUCAUAUACAACAUUUUUUUUCUUGUGCAUCGAAAGUUUAACACCAGAAAUAUAGAGAGAGAAAUAUAAAUAAAGCACACACAAAAAACAAAAAAGCGAAAACCAACAAACGAAAUUGUGAAAAUUGUUUGGAGACGUGCCCAGGCAGCAAGGAGAGGCCGUAUCGGAGCGCCAAAGUUUUGAAAAUAGCUCUAAAAUGAGCAGUUUAAUGCGAAUGAGAGCUGUGCACACACAGCCUCUGCUGCAUCUGCUGCUGCUGCUGCUCCAGUUGUCGAUGCUGAUGAGCAGGAUUGAAGCGUUGCCCACAAUAAAACAGCAGCAGGGACAACAUGGUCGCACCAACUUUGUGCAGCAGCUGGAAAAGAGCUUCUUUCAGCCGCGUGAAAUCGAACAGACCAUUGACGAAGUGCAGAAAAUAUUGGCCAAUGAUCCGGCACUGCCCAGGCUGACACGCGGCGAGAUCGAAGAGCUAUACGAGAAGGUCACGCGGGAGGAGUACGAGAAGAGCAUAGAGGCGGGCGACAUGAGCCGGGCGGACAGUAUGCGGGCCCUGAUGUUGGUCCUGCCUUACAAUACAGACAACAACACCGAAGAGAAUCUGCAGGAGCUGUAUACGCGUCCGCCGGUGACGCGCGUUAUCGAUGCCUAUACGCCACCAAAUCCCAUCAAGUUUCUGACACCCGAUCCGAGUGCUGUGCCGCGCAGCACCAUACCCGGCGGCAAUCCUGAUGUGGCCGCCACUACCUAUAAGCCCGCCUAUGGCAGCAACCUGCAAAAGCAGCUAUUCCCGGCACCCACUGCCACAACAUAUCAUCCGCCGGCACCGGCGCCCGUCAUGUAUCAGCUGACACCAUCGCUGGACAGCAAGCCCAGCAUGGAGUUCCAACCAGUCACCAAGAAAACAUACGACUAUGCCCAGUCCCAGGCAGCGAUCCGUCCGGUGGCGGCACCGUUUUCCGCUCAGCGCUUCAGCUCGCAUUACAGCGCGAAAAAUGCGCAGUUUCUCCGCAAGCCGAAGCCGUCGGUGGUCGCCCAGACAAUCAGCAGCAGCACGGUGAAACCAGUGGCAGACAUACUGGAGAGUCUGGGCAUUGUGGGUGGCGGCGGUGGUGGUGGACAGUCUACACAUAAGCGCUAUGCCAUCGAUGAUUACUACCCGGCAGAGAGUGCACCACAGCCGGUUAUCGCUGUCGCGGAUUUACGUGGCCUACAGGGGGCCCGCAUUCGUCCAGAUGCCUAUUCCAAUUUCAAGCCCCUCAACAUUGGCGAGGAGCUGCGCGUCAAGCCCGAGGUAGAGGGUUAUCUCACCCGCUUUGGCAUUGUGCGUAAAUCGUCCAAAGCGCUGAGCAAAUCUCAAGCGUCUGCUGCCGCUGCUGACGGCCGACCCACCGAGGAGCCAACCGGCGCCCACACUCAGCUGUCGACGGCAACCGCCAAGCUGCCUGCACCACAGAGCAAUUCGGAGCUGGCCAAGCUGCUCGAAAAUCUGCAAGAGCUGGAGCGUUUGCAAGCGAAAGCAGCACGCACUGCUAGCACCACCAGGAGCACAACUACUACAACAAGUACGACAACCACAACCACAACAGCAGCACCAUCCACAACUUUACCCACGGCUCAACUGAUUACCCAUGGCGCACCAUUACUGAUUGAGCCAAAGAAGCCGCGUCGUCGCAUCGAUCCCAAUAUUGAUAUUAAUUUUGCGAAUGCCGGGAACCAGCAGAGACCAGCCAGCUCCACUGAUGAGCUGUCCAAGCUGCUGCAGAAUCUGCAGGAGUUGGAGAAGCUCAAGAUCAAUCCGGAAAAUGUGCUGAAGGCAACCAGUCCUGGCACCCAAGCGCUCAGCAAUCGCUUUAGUGUGAGCAGUACCACCACCACACCGAUGCCAAUAACAACAACAACCACAACAACAACUCGCAGACCAGCCAGCAACGAUGCGCGCGAACUGCAGUUGAUAUUGCGGCAACUACAGCAGCUGGAGCAGACGAAUGCGGUGCAGAAGGCGGCCAGCAGCACCACAGUGCGGCCAAAGCCAAAGCCGACGCCGUCGCCUGCUUUAGGAUUUGGCCUGGGCCUGGAGCCUGGUGCUUUGGGCGCUGCAGAUCUGUUGCAGCUGCAGCGAUUACUCAGCGAUGAUAGCCAGCUGGAGCAGCUUUACGAGCAGGCGCGCAACAGAAAAAAGGCAGCGAAGAGCAGCACCACUAGUACCACUAGUACCACUAGUACCACCAGCACCACCAGCACUACAACAACAACACCGCGACCCACAAAAGCUGCUGCUGCCGUCGAUCAUGCCCAAUUUGAGGCAUUGAUAACACGUGUACAGCAGUUGGAGCAACUGCAGCAGCCGCAACCGACGACUCCGGGCUUCAUUACACGCAAUGUGGCUGCAGGUGUCAGCGAACAGGUGAGGAGCCAAGGUCUGCCCAGCAAUGACUAUGCUCAGCUGCAGAAUUUAGCACCGGUCGCUUUCGAUCGGGGCACCGUGGAGAUCUCAACGGCAGCCUCGACAUCCAAGCAGCGCCAGCGUCCAUUGAAUAGUUUUGAGCGCAGCAAUGGAUUGCUGCAGGAUGUGCAGCCCCAAGAUUAUGUCCAGCUGCAGAAGCUGCUCAGCAAGGUGCAGGAGCUGGAGCGAGUCCAGUUGCAGGAGGCGCGUCCGACUACAGCACAACAGCUGGUCACUGCCGCAUCCGUACGCAGCCAGAAAGUGAAAAGUUUGAGUGGUACACAGAUUGUGUAUGCCCAGCCAGCAUCUGCUGCUGAUGCUGCUGAGUUGGAGCUGAGCCUCCAGCAGCGGCAGGAGGAGCAACUGAAACUGGACCUGCCUGUCUAUAAGCAACCGAUGGUGGCAAAGCCCGCCAAGCCGGAUAUCAGUUCUAGUGAGGAGCUGCGCGAAUUUGCCAUGUCACAGCCGGCGCAUCCACAACGUAGUCAGCAUCCAGCUGGUGGGGUUGAUCAGGACUUUGAGCAUUAUCAGCAGUUCUUCAGCAGUCUGGAGGACAAUGGCGAGCGUCAAAGCUAUCAGCAUAUGCAGCCCAUCUAUAAGACGGUGACAACUGCACCACUACCGGCAGCAUCAACCACGCCAGCCACGCCUAAGCAAAGUGACUUGGCGGAGCUACAAAAAUUGCUCUACAAUACGCAACAGUUACAGAAACUGGGCGUGGCGCUGCCCAAUGAGCUAUCCCAGCAGUUGGAGAGUCAAUUCCAAGCUCAACCAACAAGCAGUUCCACAACAAGCACCACCACUAGCACCACCACUACAACAACAAGUGCGCCAGCAACAGCAUCAGCGUCGCCAUCUCCCACUCACGACUCAUCCUCGCCAGCGGUGUUUUCGCUGACAACCAGCAGGCCAGCAGUGCCACGUAUCCAACCCACCACAGAGAAUAGUGUGGAGCUGCCCAUUUUCAGUGCCACCAAGAUCAUUGAGGCGGCUAUUAAGCGGGCGGCCAAUCGUAUUGGUGUCUCCACCGAGCAGCCUUUCAAUUCAAUGGGUUUGGGCUUCAGACGCCGCAGUGAUGAUGAUAUGGAUCUGGCCAUCGAUAAUGGACAAGACGGUGUUCUUGAUGGGGAUUUGAUGGCCGAAUUUAGUGAGCUCAACUAUCAGCUGGCCAAGCCCGAAUCGGAGCCAAGGUCGACCCAUGAGGAGCCGGAGCUGAAUAACGACCUCAGUGAGAUCCAACGACUAAUUAGCAAUCUUCAGCAACUGCAACAGCUCAAUGUGAGUCUCAAAACGCAAUCGCAGGCGGAUGCCAGCUAUUUGCAAUCGCUGCCACCGGGCAUUGACACGACAAAGCCACGCAGACAGAGUGUGAAUGUGGAAAACAGCAACAGCACCACCACCACCACAAGUACAGCUGCUCCGACCCUGGAUGAAGAGGCAAUCACAACUCAAUCACCCACUCGUAUUAGCCUCGAUCUGGGCUUGAGUGAUGCAGACAUAGAAGCGGAGAGCAGUAUUGGCAAGGGCAGCACCACAACAGAGGGUAGUACCUCCUCCACGUCAACGACAACGGAGGAGUCGCGUAACGGCUCGCUGGAUGAUCUGGCAGAUUCGUUUGGACCCAACCCCAUUACGCAAGAGCCACUGCCACCCAAAAAGAAGAAUGGCUUCUAUUUUCUGGCCGAUUGGAACUCGUUCCUCGAGGUGGGCGAUGGCGAUGAUCAGGUGGUGGUGCGUCUAAGUCCCAAAAUUGGCGAUCCUCGUGAUUUCUUGGCCGUGUAAGCCUAUACCCAACCUAACCCGCAGCUUGACCCGCAGCGUCACCCCUCCCCGGUCCGCUUUUCCUAUUUCCCAACCCAGCUCCAAUUAGACAAUCAGCUGGCAAUGUAUAUAGUUCUUUAUUAGCUACCUACUAUAUCCUUAUUGUAUGCGUAUGUGUUGUAUUUAUUUUAGUCACUGGUUUUUUUCCCCUCUGCAGCCCAGGAGCUCGGUCACCUCGGUGAACGGGUUGUAGUCAUAAGUUGGGGCCUAAGCCUAAGUUCUAAGAGUCAAUAACAAAAACCAAUAAA
Messenger RNA from Drosophila grimshawi, 4619 nucleotides. Its product is annotated as mucin-5AC. The record is from RefSeq and is a predicted model, not a curated record. Bases 304 to 4332 code for a protein of 1342 amino acids. The transcript has 4 exons. Lineage: Eukaryota; Metazoa; Arthropoda; Insecta; Diptera; Drosophilidae.